Molecule: messenger RNA, 5228 nt
Organism: Neodiprion fabricii
Lineage: Eukaryota; Metazoa; Arthropoda; Insecta; Hymenoptera; Diprionidae
Gene: sano
Exons: 6
Coding region: 718-2550 (610 amino acids)
Source: RefSeq, a predicted model, not a curated record
CCGUCCGGAGUAAGACUCGGUUGGUUCCGCUCCGCUCGAGGCUGCCAGCCGAGAAUAGUCGGAGAUAGCCGACUCCGGAUGGUUCUGCGGGCGAUGCAGCCGGUUGUCGCGGCCCUCGGGAGACGCUGGCUGGUUUUGUUGCCGGUGGUUUCAGUCAGUGUCGCGCCAGUCGUCGGUGGAGUUGGUCAGUGAUCUAAGUCAGAGCAGGGCCAGACAACGGAUACACGUACACGGUAGGCGCGCGUAGAUACCAUCCCGGUUAUUGGCGACGUUUUGAAAAACGAAUUGGUGAAAACCAGUGGCGACGAUAGUACGUAGAGGGGAAAAAGGGAGGGCGGAAAAAAUAAAAAUAAAAUAAACAUAGAAGAAACAAAAAACACACGCGCGCGCGUACACGGCAAAACGAACAACGAAAAACGUAUGCGAUACGAGUGAGUUAAACAGUGAUUUUUGCAGUAUAUAUUCGUUCGUUGAAAAGAGGCGUCAUCGUUUCGACACUUCAUUUGGAUAAUACCGCGUUGUAAACAGAUUGGCCGAGACACGUGUACCUCAUACAUCCGAACGGCGCAGCUUAAUUACAGCAAAGAAAAUAAUCGAGAAGGAAGCGAACGAAUUAUCGAGUCGGAGCCUCGCCUACUGUCAACAAAUGGGGCAUAGAGGCGCGUGGAUCCAGAAGUCGCAGUAUCGGUAAGGGGCACCUGCGUCCACCAUCAGGGGAUGGCAGCGACCGAUGGUCAGAUCGUGGUGGCAGCGGCGCGAUGGGCGGAGGAGGCGACGUACCUCCGUGACUUCGUGACGAAGCACCGUCUGCCAGCAGUGAUAAAGAUAACGAAAGGUCAGUACGGUGGAUUUGGAGUGCCGACGUUGCCGGCGCCGAGUUUGCAGAGUACGGCGCUCCUCGCGUCGGCGGGAAGGCGACGGAAGAUCGUCGCCCAGGCGGUAAAGAUAAAGGAGGGGCGAAGGGUGGUGGGCGUCGGGCCGAAGUUGGCGAUACCGGACUCGUACACCGGGUUCUUCGAGAUCCUGAGCGAGGAGGGCCGGGCCGUUCGGGGAAUAGAGUCGGUCAGCGAACUGUCGAGGCGAUGCCCAGAGGAGGGCGCCCUCGUCCGGGAGACCAUGAGGGGCAUCGGGUGCAAGGUUGACGAGGCCGGGAUCGUGAUACCGGAAGGUUCCCGGACGCUGCCGGCCGGCGAGACGAUCACGGCCGCCGGCGAGGUGACGAUCCAGGGCAGGGGUCGGUUCCUGCGGUGCGUCGACUGCCGCGGGGACAGCGUGCUCCUCGGCAUCGAGCAGCGGGGCAGAUUCAGCGCCCUGGCGAGGGAGGACAACAUCAGCGGCGUCCACACGGCCAGGGCGCUCCUGAGCAAGCGGCUUCCGCUAACGGUGAGGCUCGUUCACGGGCAGCCGCCGCGGGGCCUCAAGUCCUCGUCUCACUUCCUGCCGGAGCUGCGACUCCUCUCGACCUUCGAGGAGGAGCACGUGUUCGCGCUUCCGCUCCAGAGGGACGGCGCGGCGGUCGCGCUUCCGCUGGCGGCGCCCCUGAAGCUCGUCAAGGCGAGGAACGAGGAGAUGCUGCGCUCGAUGCCGGAGCUGACGCGCCUCGUCGAGCGGGGAUCUCGCCUCGUGGCCGACGUCGCCGACCGCGCUCACGUGCUCGACGGUCGCCUCGGCGAGGGCAAGCCGAGACUACCGAGGAGCGGCGGGUUCCUCAGGCGGUCGGCGAGCUCCGACAGCGCGAAUCAUCAGCAGAAGCAUCACCACCAUCACCACCAUCAUCAUCAUCAUCAUCAGAGCAGCCACAGCAGCCACGGGCACGGUUACCGGGACGAGAAUCGGGUACCGCCGUCGUACACGGAGGACUACGACGAAAUCGAUCAGAUAUACGACUACGUUCGCGGCUUUGCUCCACUUCCGAAAAGCGUUCGAUCGCCGUACGAAAGCGCGAGCAGCAACAGCCCUCCGCUUACUCCCGUCACCGUCAGCGUCGCCUCGAUUUUGGACGACAGACCCGAGCCACCGCCGAUCGAAACGAUACCGACGAAGAAGAUACAGGCUGAGAAACGGACCCGACGCGCCGUCAAGGAGACGCCUAUGCCCAAGGUUGAGAAGCCGCCCCUGGCCAAGCUCUACGUAAAGAACAGCGGGACUCACAGAGGGCGUCCGUUGAUGAGGCAGAAGAGCGCAUCGCCGUUGAAAGAGACGCCGCCCGGUUACAAGGGCGGCUCUCCGCUCUUCAAUAUCCGCUAUAAAAGUCUGACCAAUCUCCAGCAGGCCAUGGAACUCGAUGGCACUCUGGACUCCAGUCAUUCCGGGGGUCGUACUUCCGGGGAUUCCGGGGCCGGGGCCAAGCUUCCGGAGAAGAGGUCCAGACGGCUCAGCAGACCUCGUUCGCUCACGAAUCUCGUAUGGGAGCUUCGCGGAGGUAACGGAGCUAGUUCUGGAAAGGAAACAACGGCCACUGCUGCCCCACCUCUUCAACCGACAAAGUGCGGACCCCGCUUGGCCGUAACAGUCAUGGCGCCACGACGCGUCGGCACGCUCUACCUCUAGAUCCUGCACGUCCGACGAGGGCUAAUAACUUAAACGUUGUCCGGCUAUAAACUCGGUGGUCAACCGGUCAGCGUGGGCAGGACGGACCUCGGAGGUCGUAGCUUCGAACGCUGCGCUCACAGGCGCACGAGGUCUAUCGUGUGUGGUCACCGAGACCACCCUUCGGACGAAGAUGAGGAAAAAAGAAAGGAAGAAAAAAAGAAAAAAACACCAAAGAAGACACGAAGGUCCGUGUGUCAAGGAGGAGCGAUAAUUUUGAUACUUAAUUCCAGAAGGCCAGGGGACUGGGAAAUUUGCCAACUUCGUUAUUCGGACUCGGACAAUCGACUCACCUGGUUGCCGAACACGCCGAUGCUGCAAGCGCUGCUCACUUGGUCGGGAUCAAACCAGACGGCGGCGAGGCGAGAAGGCACAGAUAAGACGAAAACUUGACUCAGCGCGACGACGGAGUGACCCAGGAAAGUCACCAAGAAUCUGUCCGGGGCAACGCUGAAUACUUUUAUCCAUGCCCCGGUCGCAGUGCCAAUAGCACCGAUGAUCACGGCUACGCGUAGACCCUGUAACGUAUAACGCGUGAAUUGUAAAAAAUAGAAGAUUAUUUUGGGUCGUCGCUUGAUUCGAAUAAAGAGGGUUAAAUUUUAUGACCCUUCGAAUAGCGGCAAAUUCUCCGCGGCUUUGUCGGACUGUGAAUUACAAUUUUUGCGGUCAACUUGUGAACAGUUUCUACUAGCAAUUUUAAAAGAUACUUUUUUGCCAAUGCAAGUUUUGACGCGCGUAUUUCUAGUACGGAAUGACUAGAAAUAUUUAGUCUGUCUUUUGCCUGGUGAAACGCACCGAUACAUUUGAAUAGAAUAUUUAGACAUUUUUAAUACUCGAAAUUAAUCGUGCUGGAACGAAACGCAAAAUUUCAUCAAUAACAGCGUUCUAAUCUUUGUACCGGUCAGUUGUACGGUUGCUCUAGACCGAAGCCUUGGCAAUUUUAAGCACAUUUAGUAGUUUGCUACGGUUAUCAAGUCGCUAGUUUAAUCGGUGGUAUAAUAAUCCAACAUAGCACGCAGAGUGACGAUAGCUUUUAUCUAUUAUAAAGGUAUAUCCGGUUUGAAAUUGCAAUACCGGGAAUGACCAAUGCUGCGUACAAUGUCUUGGAACAAUAAAUAACAAUGAGUUCCUUUCAUAAUCGAGCGAAUCGUUAUACGGGUGUUAAAUAUUUGCUAAUUAAUAUUUAUUGAUCAUGAUUGAUUUUCAAUCAAGUUUCCAUGUGGAACAAACUUAAAAGAACAGUAGCGUGUAUGAUUUAUUUGAAUUUUUUCGAGCGUCUUCAAGACAUAAAUUCCAGCUUAUCACGUAUGUUUCAUCGGUAUAAUUAUUCUACAAGUCCUCUAGAAUACGGCCCGUAAAUCUGAAUAUCAGGUGAGGAGAAUGAUUGUGAAACUUUCGCGACUCAAAACUGCAGAAGCGGGAUUACAAAUUUUAUACCCCACCAAUUGCAUCUUGCAAUAAAAUAAAGUAUUCGCAAACAACUUUAUCUCAAUGCUGCAACAUUUCACAGUACUAGAACCAGCAAUUGAUUAGCGCACGCUCCGGGCUAAUUUAAGACUAUAUAAAUAGGCUAAUAUAACUGAUCAGUAGUUGCUACUGACGAUGAUUAUGUGAAAAAUUUAGCACAACUUUACUCGUAGACAAAGUUCGGGUUCGUACGUUUGUUACACGCAAUGGAACUUAACCGGUUUUUCUGUUUUGUAAUGAUUAGCUUUUACCCCAGAAUGUUGACGGAAUGAGUGUAACAUCUCUUUAAAUGCGUAGUAAAACAUGCAUUACAAUCACUUUUACAUACAGUGACAAACUCCACGCAUACGCCUUUGUGAGAACAUAAGGAAAUCGAUUAAAUAAGCAUAAUCUAUACGUCAAACAAAAGGUGUCAUGCGCCGAGUUUGAGAAGAGUAGAUUUUCUGUCGGCGCUCGAUGUUUCGAAAUUCGUUGAUACCGAUCUAUUACGCAGAAGAAUUAGACGCAGGAGAUUUACUUUUUCCUGCUUUGACCUCAGUCAAGAUACACUGUAAAGUGUAUCAUUUACUUUUUAUGUACCGAUGAGAUUACAAAUGAGUGGAAAAUUUUAGAAAUGUGUUUAUAAUUCUGACGGCUAUUGUCACUCGGCUGAGAUAAGUGUCAAGCGUAAUCCAACACUAUGUGCCAAUGCUAGAUUAUUACCAAGUCGAGAUGUUGAAUCAACCCAUUUUCUCACCGUCCGUAUUUCUCGUAUACGCAGCGACUAUUGGUACAGAAUCAGUGAAUUGCUGUGCCUCGGUAAUAAACCCCUCCUUGUUCUUAAUGAAGAAAAUCAUAAGGCCAAUAACCGAGCUGGGCCUUCACGAUUCAUUGUUGCGUUUUUAAUCUUGGUUUGUUUGUAUUUUACAUCCGGUGCAGGAUUGCAGCAGAGAAUCCACUUAACAACGAUAAUCUCUAGAUUAACAAUGAUUCGACAAUGAAUCCUGUACACUCACCAAUUUAUCCAAGAGGUAGCUGGCGGGAAAUAUGAAUGGGAUGUAGAGGACCAUGUAAAUCAAACUGGUCCAGUUGACGGCCUCGUCUGUCACGUCGUAAUACUUCAUCACGAUGUUGGCGAUUAUACUGUACUGGAUCCAUUGCAUCGCAUUGCUGGCGCUGUAGAAAACGAAGAU